UUUCCUUAUUAACAAUUAAAACACCAAGGAAUAUGAGCCAAAUCAGUGCGGAAGACAAACUGGACUAUGUGAAGUCCAAGAUUGGCGAAUAUCCUAACUUUCCCAAAGAGGGGAUACUAUUUCGCGACAUAUUCGGCGCCCUGACUGAUCCCAAGGCCUGUGUCUACCUCAGGGAUUUGCUGGUGCAGUACAUCAGGCAGAGCCAGCCUGAGGUGGAAGUCAUCGUGGGACUGGACUCACGGGGCUUCCUCUUCAACCUGCUGCUGGCCACCGAACUGGGCGUGGGGUGUGCGCCCAUACGCAAAAAGGGAAAGCUGGCCGGCGAGGUCGUCUCCGUUGAGUAUCAACUAGAAUACGGUAGCGACACCUUUGAGCUGCAGCGUACGGCUAUCCAGCCUGGCCAGAAAGUCGUCAUUGUGGAUGAUCUGCUAGCCACAGGUGGUUCCCUGCUAGCCGCCUCCGAGCUGGUUCGUAAAGUGGGUGGCGUUGUGCUAGAAAGCCUGGUGGUGAUGGAACUGGUCGGCCUCGACGGCCGCAAGAAGCUGGACUGCAAAGUACACUCCCUGAUCAAGUACUGAGGGUUAAUGCCGGCCUUCCAUAAUUGCAUUUACUUACCUCAAAGCGGUCCUGUUCAACUAGCAAUAUUUUUACCAACAUUUAACUGUUUAGUGAGAGUGAAAUAUAUAGUAAAAUAUUUUUGUAUCGAAUGGAA
This is a messenger RNA of Drosophila persimilis, 712 nucleotides long. RefSeq names its product adenine phosphoribosyltransferase (gene Aprt). Lineage: Eukaryota; Metazoa; Arthropoda; Insecta; Diptera; Drosophilidae. The transcript is spliced from 3 exons. Gene Ontology annotation, cellular component: cytoplasm. Gene Ontology annotation, biological process: adenine salvage; AMP salvage. The record is from RefSeq and is a predicted model, not a curated record. Bases 33 to 578 code for a protein of 181 amino acids. Gene Ontology annotation, molecular function: adenine binding; adenine phosphoribosyltransferase activity; AMP binding.